Guillardia theta CCMP2712 is the source of this 1128-nucleotide messenger RNA. RefSeq lists its product as hypothetical. NCBI's taxonomy places the organism in Eukaryota, Cryptophyceae, Pyrenomonadales, Geminigeraceae. The transcript has 12 exons. Bases 1 to 1128 code for a protein of 375 amino acids. The record is from RefSeq and is a predicted model, not a curated record.
AUGUCAACUGAUGGAGGUUUCGACUUCUCACCUCAACUUGGCAGCCAUGCAGCGGAAGUCCAGGAGUCUGGUCCCUCUCACUUGUUUAUCCUGUCGCACGGGCUGUCGGGGACCUCCAAGGAUCUAUCUUUCCUAGCGAGGACGCUGAAAGCGUCAGGCGAGAAGUUCCUCGUGCACCUUCCAGCUGUCAACGAGCGACGAACGGGCGACGGGAUUCACAAGGGCGCCGCCAGAAUCGCUGAGGAGAUCAUCCAGCUGGUGACCUACAAGCCCUCCUUGAAGAAGAUCUCGAUGAUAGGGCACAGCCUCGGCGGGCUGUACCUGCGGUACUGCAUGGCGCUCCUAUGGGAGCUGCCGAUGGGGCAGGGAAAGGAGCAUGCAGGGAGAAUCUGCGGGCUGGAACCUGUCCACUUCGUCACCACAGCAACUCCGCACCUCGGGGACCCUCACGGUUUCUCCAACGCACACGCGCCCAAGUUGAUCAAGGAGUGGAUAGGAAAGACCAUGGGGAAGGUGCAGGAGGAGGAGGAGGAGGAGGUGGUGGUGGUGGUGGUGAUGGUGAUGGUGAUGGUGGAUGUGAAGAGCGUGCAAGAAAUCUUCUGGGAAGACAAGAGCUCCGAUUUCCCCCUCGUCCCUGCCAUGGCGCUGGACCCCGUCUUCCUCACUCCCCUGAGCUCCUUCCCAGUCCGAUACGCUCUUGCUGGGAUCUGGGGCGACCCGCUGGUUUCCUUCGAAGGCGCCCUGCUGGAGCUCAACACGGACGUAGCCAAGCAUCCCAAGAACGGCGUUCGAACCAAGAUCAUGUACACCUACGUCGCCCGGCAUCUCGAGGGCGCUGAGCACGUGUUGUACGAGCACCAAGUGAAGCCGGCGGAAGCUGCGGACGCCUCCGGGCUCGAGGAGAACUUGACGAGAAGUCUUGAGGAGUGGCAGCGCGGAGGUCAACAGCGAUGGAGCCCGUUGAUCCUCUUGAUGGCUGACUCGCUCAAUCGCUGCGGGUGGCUCCCCAUCAACCAUGCUAGGUUGUGCGCCAACGAAAAGCCUCUGUUCCGACCGAUUUCAUGGAUGUUGAGCGAUGGUCAAGCUAUCAUGCAGGACUUGGCGGUGAAACUUGUCGGCAAGGAGUGA